Trichosurus vulpecula (common brushtail) is the source of this 1770-nucleotide messenger RNA. Its product is annotated as meprin A subunit beta-like. The transcript is spliced from 11 exons. Gene Ontology annotation, cellular component: membrane. Bases 1 to 1770 code for a protein of 589 amino acids. Gene Ontology annotation, molecular function: protein binding; metalloendopeptidase activity. Gene Ontology annotation, biological process: proteolysis. The record is from RefSeq and is a predicted model, not a curated record. NCBI's taxonomy places the organism in Eukaryota, Metazoa, Chordata, Mammalia, Diprotodontia, Phalangeridae.
AUGGUAGCAUGUUUCAUUUCUGAAGAUUCCCAGAGAGCAACAGGUGGUACAAGACUAGCCCAGAGGCAACAGCCAAAGCCAGAAAACUUCGAUGUAGAUGGUGGCAAGAACAAUGACAUAUUUGACAUCAAUCACGCUCACCGGCACAAUUUCUUCAUUCAUGAUGACACUGUAUCAAACUCCCUGGGUGUUCCCUAUGACUACACAUCUCUGAUGCACUACAGCAAAAAUGCCUUCCAAAAAGGCCCAGAACCAACAAUUAUAACUAAAAUCCCUAAGUUCCUUGAUGUGAUUGGACAAAAUAUGGAUUUAAGUAAAUAUGACAUUGAAAAAUUGAAUAAACUCUACAACUGCCCUUCUUCAAAAACCUUUUUGGAUUCAUGUGAUUUUGAACUGAAAAAUAUCUGUGGCAUGAUUCAAAGCUCAGAAGAUAAUGGUGACUGGCAGAGAGUUUCACAGGUGCCUGCUGGGCCUGACACUGAUCAAACAUAUCUGGGCAAGUGCAGAGGCUGUGGUUUCUUUAUGCACUUCAACAGCAGCUCUGUGAAUGUUGGGGAAAAGGCAAUCCUGGAAAGCCGCAUAUUUCACCCCAAGAGAGCGUUUCAGUGCUUGCAGUUUUAUUACUACAACAGUGGUAACAAAGAUGACCAGCUCAAGAUAUAUGUCAAGGUGUAUACCUCAGAACAUAGUAAUGGCUCUCUUACUCUGGCGGAUGAAGUAAAAGAUCAACCCAUUGGAACCUGGCAACUCUAUCAUGUACCAUUGGCAGUUUCCACCAAAUUCAGGGUGGUAUUUGAAGGAACUCGAGGUAUUGGCACAUCAGCUGGUGGUCUCUCCAUUGAUGACCUCAACCUUUCAGAAACACGCUGUCCUCAUCACCUUUGGAAGAUAAGCAAUUUCACACAACUCCUGAGUUCAAGGGGAAUCAUUGUUAGCCCUCCAUUUUAUUCUCCUACUGGCUAUGCCUUUCAAAUUUUGUUGGAUUUAAAUAAUCAGACUAAGAUAGGGAUAUACUUCUCCCUGAUCUCUGGAGCCAAUGAUGAACAAUUACAGUGGCCGUGUCCAUGGCAACAAGCCACAAUGACGCUAUUGGAUCAAGAUCCUGAUAUUCGUCAGCGCAUGUCCAACCAGAGGAGUAUGACUACAGAUCCAUUUAAAAAAUUUGAUAAUGAAAAUGGAACGUUUUUUUGGGACAAGCCCUCCAAAGUAGGAGAGACAGCAACUUUCCCUAAUGGAACAUCAUAUAGCAGAGGUCCAAGAUAUGGAACCAGUCACUACAUAACUCACCAAAGGUUGCGAAGCAGAGAUUUUGUCAAAGGAGAUAAUAUUUAUGUGCUUCUGACUGUGGAAGAUAUAUCACAUCUCCUUUUCACUGAGCCGUCAUCUCUCCCUACGACAGAGCCAGUGCCUCCAUCCAAACCUAACGUGAGUGUCUGUGAAGGAUUCACCUGUGAGAGUGAUGGUAUCUGUGUUGUCCGCAAUAACAAAGCGGAAUGCAGGUGUCAAUCAGGUAAAGACUGGUGGUACAUGGGAGAAAAAUGUGAGAGGAAGGCCUCCACCAAGGAAGUCAUAAUUAUAGAAGUUCUAUGCACUGCAGUUGUAUUUGUUAUUAUGCUGACAGUGACUUUUGUGAGUGUCUACUGUGUUAAGAAGAAAUACAGCCUAAAGAGCAACGUCAAUAGUGGUGAUGGAGGAUGUCAGCACUUUCAAGAGCUGACGCAGGAGGCAGGGCAGCAGACACAAAAGAAGAGCUAUGCAGCCAGUGCCUAA